Strongylus vulgaris is the source of this 489-nucleotide messenger RNA. NCBI's taxonomy places the organism in Eukaryota, Metazoa, Nematoda, Chromadorea, Rhabditida, Strongylidae. The record is from the annotation of a GenBank genome assembly.
AUGAGUCUUGCCACAUUCCUGGUAGUUAAAGCACCGUCUCAAAUUGAUGUUCCCUAUCUAAAAUCGGUUCUACAAAAUCUUUACAGUUGGAAAAGUGCCACAUCUGGAUGUACUCAUCUGCAACGCAGUUUGGACGUCGUAAACGAUCCAUCGAAAUAUGGUGGUAUGAUGGCCUACAGCAGAAGCAAAUUGGCUCAGGUGAUGUAUACACGACAUUUGGCUACGAUUAUUGAGAGGAAGAAACUUCCUGUGAACGUAACUGUUUGCCACCCAGGAGGUGUCGAUACAAACAUACUCCAAGAGUCCGGAUAUCAAUGGGUUAGGGUAGUAUUUAGACCAAUCAUGUGGUUUGUGCUCAAAACUGACGACGAUGGAGCUCAAAUGCCAAUAUUUCUAGCACUCAGCGAAAAAGUGCACAAGAGUAAUGGGCAGUACUUCAAAGAUUUCGUCGUAACCGAAGUUCCAGAGAAGUGUCAGGACAGAUUAGCA